AAAUUACAUUUAGUUAUUUGUGCUGUAUUUCUGGGUCUGUGACGUGUCACUGAAAAUCUGUUAAAGAAAGUCUAUAAUGCCACUGUUCAGUACACAUUGGAUGCACUCUGCCACUCACUCUAUUAGUGAAAUUUGAAUUUGAACUUUUGUGUCUACCCUCAUUUCAAGUGUAUGUCCCCUACGGCGGAACCGAGGAGGGCGACAUUGAGUCUUGUGAAAUGAUUCGAUGGAGUGUUUAACAUUCAUUUUAGCUGAGUUAUCCGUACAACGUAUAAACAAAUGUGUGUUUUUACGGAAAGUUGGAGGAACGGACAAGCACAUAUUUGUUAAGUAGAGAUAAGUGAGGACCGAUAAAAACUAAUGAAUUUCUGCACCGAGGAAGAAGUAGCUCAUUUCCUCUAUUUGCUGGCAAUUUGUAUCGUUGUAUGUAGUCUGAUAUAACGUAGCACUAUAAAGCGUCUUAUUCGUUAUUGUCUACGAAAUAGUGUUGAGUUCUAUCAUGUUGUUGGACAAAAUAAACGCUUUGUUGCGUAUAGUACUACUCAAGAAAGUGUUUACACAAAUUAGCAAUUUAUCCUCCCUCCUUCAGUGGCUGCAGCUUGUGCUGCUGCUGCUGCUGCUGCUGCUAAAAAUGGAGUCGACACUGUUUACAAUAUGGCGACCUCCCGGUUCCCUUUUUUCUGUUCCACCGCCAUCUUAACGUCCAGAGCGCUUAGUGAAAAGGUUUAAUCAAGAACACAGAAUAGCUGUCAAAAUCUUUUGAACUGGAUUAGCCGCGUGCCGGUGUGUGGAAAAGAUCGGUUAGAUUGUUGCAUGUCUCAGCAGCUGCAUCCGCGUUUUUUAUUAAACAGCUGAUUGUUAUAUAUGGCAUUUGCAAAAUUUGAAUUUAAACUACCAUCUAGAAAGAACCAGAGGCUCGUUUUAUGCAUAAGUGACCAGUAAUCCACCUCUUAGUGAAGAAAUGCUUCCCCCAGGAGAAUGGAUGUGUCAUCGCUGCAAUGUUCGAAAAAAGAAGCGAGAGCAGAAGUCAGAACAGACAAAUGGCUUACCAGAACGAUCCUCAACCAAACGCUCUGCAUCCCCAGCUGUGGAGCUGGAGCUCAAUGCUGGCCCACUACGACUUGAUGGCUUGCCACCAGGAGCUGGUGCUGCAGGACCUGGUCUAAGGGUGGCCCAAGUACGUCUCUUGGAUCGCAGGACCAGUAGUAGGCCAAGUAGCCGACCAGGGACACCCACCUCCAACACUUCAUCCACCCCAACACCCUCAGAAGAGCAAAAUGAUGGGGAAGAAGACGCAGCAGAACCCGAAGAUGAAGAUCAGAGUGCAGAACUUGAAGGCGCUGCACUAUCUGCUCCAACACCACGUCUCCUCAAGAGGCCAUUCCAGCUACUAAUUGCAGCUGCUAUGGAGAGAAAUCCCACACAGUUCCAGCUGCCCAGCGAGCUCACAUGCACUACUGCCCUGCCAGGCAGCAGUAAAAGGAGGAGGAAAGAGGAACUACUUGGGAAACCAUUCAGGAGACCUCAGCAUGAACUCGAUCCCAAUGGUCUGGUUCCUCUACCAGUUAAAGUCUGCUUUUCUUGCAGCAGGAGUUGCAGGUUGGCUCCACUAAUACAGUGCGAUUAUUGUCCUCUUCUGUUUCACAUGGACUGUUUGGACCCUCCACUCACUGCUUUACCUGCUGGCAAAUGGAUGUGUCCAAACCAUGUUGAGCACUUAGUGCUGAAUCAGAAGAGUCUGAGACUGUCCAGCCGCUGUCAGCUGUUUGACCAGUUCCAGGACAGGAUGUCACAGCAUGCUGUUAAGUUGGAUUUCUUGCGUAGAGUCCAUCGUAAAAAUGCCCCUAACCGGCGUACAACCAGUCAGCACAAUAAGACCAUCAAGGUUCCAGAUGCCAUCAAGUCCCAAUACCUGAAUCCUCCUCCCAUACUACUUCCUGCAGGACUUCGGCAGUUGGAGCUUGUUUGUAGUGGCAUUCCUGACCAUCAGCCAUCAAAGCAUCUCACCACAGAGGCUGAACAGCAGGAGUGGCUUCAGGAUGUCAUUGCCCUCCAGUGCAGCAUUAUGCGACACCUGUGUAUCAAACAGAAGGCUUUGUCCACAGAAUGGGAAUUUGAACAGAAGGCCAACAGUAAAACAUUUGACACAUCGGAGAACAAGAAGAAUCAGGCCUAUAUAGGAAGGACCUCACCAGAGAUUUGCUCUAAACUGAGCAGUACCCCUGAUGACCCCCAGAGGAGUACUCCUUCAAGGGACAACCCAGUGGAGCUUGAUGUUUAUAAAUGCAGCAUGACUCCAUGUCAUAACUGUAUAAAAUCCAGUGAACCUCUAGCGGGGUCUCAGCCGUCCAAAGUCAAUGUACCUGUAGUAUGUAACAGUGACUCAGACUGCUGCAGGCACACUGAGCUGCAACACAGACUGAAGCCUGCUACAACUCCUCUAGACUCACCUCCUACCUCGGCUCUGGUGAACCACAUAAACACAGAGACCGUUAAAAAGGAACCUGAAAGCUCUACAGGGACCUGCAUUGAGAAAAAUCGCCCUACUGCCCCAAUGAUAUGGGCCCACCAAAGCCAGCAGAACCACAAGGAUAAAAUGGAGAUCCAGGAGGAGGGCGUGAGUAGUGAUGAGAAACCCUCCUACUCUCUCACCAGCAGUGCCCACUCAGACACACCAUCAUCUAAAGGCCAAGAGCUGAACUCAACCAAGCAGGGAUCAUCAUUGCCACCUGCUCAAGAUAUAAAAGCUGGACCUGACAUUCUUUCCUCAAUGACUUCACUUUCCAGCUGUGUGAAAGAUGGAAAGAGUGAUGACAGGAUCGAGUUGGACAAACUGGACGCAGACAUGAUAAAGCUCUUGGCCUGGCAGAGGAUCCAACAGCUCUUCUCUCUCAAAGCACCUAGUUCUCUGUCUACCCCAGCCAGCAGUGCUGCCUCUAAAACAUCAUCCUCCCAACAUGACGGUCAGAAGGUGCAGGCCCGAGCUGUCUUUUACCCUGUAGCAGGAAAAGGAGCAGCUGUCAGCAUGUGCUAUAGGACACUAUACAUAGGAUCUGGUGCUGACAUGGACGUGUGCCUUACAAACUAUGGUCAUUGCAACUAUAUAUCUGGGAAGCAUGCCUGUAUUUUCUAUGAUGAGAAUACCAAACAUUAUGAGCUGCUCAACUACAGCGAGCACGGCACCACCGUAGACAACGUCCUUUAUUCAUGUGACUUUUCUGAAAAGAUCUUACAGUCUCCACCCAGCAGCCUGGUGGCCAAAGUCCAAGGAGUCAUCCACUGCAGUAAAAAGCAUGAGGAAGACCAGGGUCCCACAUCUGUGGUAGGCCUGUCGCCAGCUGGUGGAGUGAUGAGCAGCCAAUCUCAGGGCAGUGCAGCGCAAUCAUGCAGCUGUAAGGCCAGCAGCUCCAGUUUGAUUGGAGGCAGUGGGGCAGGCUGGGAAGGCACAGCCCUGCUCCACCAUGGCAGCUACAUCAAACUGGGCUGCCUCCAGUUUGUGUUCAGCAUCACUGAGUUUACCAGUAAGCAGCCCAAAGGGGAGCAGACUGUUCCUUCUGCCACCAGUUACACUAGCACCUACAACAGCAGUGCAACUAGCGCCACAACCAGCAUCACCCCCACCUACACACCACCACCACCACCACCACCCCCCAACGCUGCCACCGUUAGCAGUCCUUCCAGCCCAGAUGAAACUGAAGCAGAGACUGUCCCGCCCCACCAAGUGCCCGUACUGCGCUCUAACUCUGUUCCAUAGCCCAAACAGGAGCUCUGUCCUCCUUCCUCUUGUUUGCACCUCAAAGCCACAAUAAAGGGAAAGCUGCACAUCUGGUUGGUAAACAGGGAUUUUUUUUACUGGUUUAUACCUUUGCAUGAACUUGAAGUAUCAUUGACAAUCUGUUGUUUUUUUUUUUUAAACUGACUGUAACGAUUUGUUCACUUCAGAGUUUGAGCACUAUUAUUUACCUUUGCUCAGUUUUGCCAGUAUAUUUGUUAUGUACGUAUGAAACAUUUCUUUAACAACAGUUAGCCCAUUUAGAACAUACCUUUUUUUGUAGUACUGAAUUUUAUGAGUUUCAAGUUCUUUUGCUGCUUUUGCACCACAGGUAGCUAUAUAUAUAUAUAAUAUAUAUAUAUAAACCUACAUGCUCAUACACUGUGUGUGUGUGUGUGUGUGUGUGUGUGUGUGUGUGUGUGUGUGUGUGUGUGUGUGUGUGUGUGUGUGUGUGUGUGUGUGUGUGUGUGUGUGUGUGUGUGUGUGUGUGUGUGUGUGUGUGUGUGUGUGUGUGUAUAUAUAUAUAUAUAAUUCAGUUCUUCUCAAUUGGAGGAAAGUUGGGUUUCAUGUACAUGUACUAUAAUUUGGUUUUAAACUGUAAAUUUAAUGUAAUUUGUGAUACUGUGUAGAGUACCAGACGUUUUGUGAUAAAAUUUGUUCUUAGUCAGUACUUGUAAUCCAUCUUGUAAAUACCAUAAUGUUUUAGCACUCAUUUUAACAUCUUGUGCUGUUCUGUAUAUAAGCACUCUUUGUUUGUAUCUGAUUGUCUGUUCAAACCUGUAAAUACAGAACAAUUUUCUAAGAACAAAGUUA
Messenger RNA from Betta splendens (Siamese fighting fish), 4585 nucleotides. It is a transcript of the gene phf12b, whose product is annotated as PHD finger protein 12b. NCBI's taxonomy places the organism in Eukaryota, Metazoa, Chordata, Actinopteri, Anabantiformes, Osphronemidae. Gene Ontology annotation, cellular component: nucleus; Sin3-type complex. The record is from RefSeq and is a predicted model, not a curated record. Bases 962 to 3754 code for a protein of 930 amino acids. The transcript has 14 exons. Gene Ontology annotation, molecular function: transcription corepressor activity; protein binding. Gene Ontology annotation, biological process: negative regulation of transcription by RNA polymerase II.